Hypanus sabinus (Atlantic stingray) is the source of this 8503-nucleotide messenger RNA. Its product is annotated as protein rolling stone-like. Gene Ontology annotation, cellular component: membrane. The coding region runs from base 3420 to 4307 and encodes 295 amino acids. The record is from RefSeq and is a predicted model, not a curated record. NCBI's taxonomy places the organism in Eukaryota, Metazoa, Chordata, Chondrichthyes, Myliobatiformes, Dasyatidae. The transcript has 4 exons.
CCAGGAUUGAUUUCUGUGGAAGCUGUGUGAUCACCCUCUUUAAAUUAUGUCUGCGGCGAAGAGCUGGUGUGCCUUUGCGGGUGUGCGAUUGCUGGUUAUCUCUGCAUGUGUGUUGGGUGGGGUGGCUGUUGGUGCCCCAGAGGGCGUUGUUCGAGUUCCGACUAGCGUUGACGAAAUGGUGGUGGGACCAUGGGCUGUCCGUACUGUUUGGAGAGUGAGGAGUGACAGGUUGGGAUGUUUCAGCAGUGGUAGGCUUUGCCCAGUUGUUGGAAUAAUGUCCAGCUCUAAAGAGGCGAAGGCGUGGGCGGAGCAGACCUUUCAGUUGUUGGGUGAGUGGCAGUGCUUGGCUGAGGGAAAGUGACAGGGUCUGGUUGAAAGUUUGAGUAGGCGGGCUGGUGACGUUGUUAGAACUGUCGGGACGUUGUUAGAACUGUUAGAACGUUGUUAGAAGUGACAGCUGCCAGUUCUGGGAAAGUGUGGGAAAAUGCGUUUGGUUCGACUGGAAGUCAAAUGCCGCAGCUGGGGAGGCUUAUCAUAUCCGUGGCAGGAGAUUGGCGGAAAGUUUUUCGGGUAUCCCUUUUGGCUAGGGGGCAGAUAAAUUACUUGCGGUGCCAAGGGGAUCUGUCAAGGAGAUCAGUUGUUCCGUUGAUCCGAGAGGUGUCGGGAAACUUAGAGGAGGCCCAGUGGGGGAACGGCUUGGGGUCUCUGGGGGAGCACGUUCCCAGCAAUGUACCAAGGAACUCCCGAAAGGAGCAGAUCCUAAUCCUGAAGGCUUAGAGGAAUCAAGCGCACAGGUGUUGUUACGGAUAGAUGGAAGUCAAGUUAAAGCCAUCCUCGGCACCGGGACGCCAGUUAAGUUGCUGUACAGUUUGUUUUAUAACCGUUAUUGGAAGAAUUUACCCUUGACGACAUUGAGGACACUGGAGAUUUGGGGUACCAGUGCCGGUGAUUAUCCAGAAGACGGUUGUUGGUCAGUGAAAAUGGAGUUCUUAGAGGCAAAUGUGGAGGUGACUGAGGUUCGUGAAUUGUUAAUGCUGAUGUGUCCGGACCCUGUUGAGACGGGCAGCGUUUCUGUUCUAGAGAGAACCAAUAUCCUGCUGGUGCGCUUGGGGGCCUGCCCAGAGGAGGCGGGUGAGAGCGGUUUGGAGGCAUUGUCGAUACACCCAGAGUUUCGAGCUGCUUGGGUGGAUGUGUGUAGCAGCAUUGGGCCGAUACCGAAUUCAAACAAGAGCCGGUGGCGGUACGGCCUGGGGGAAGUAUCUGAGGGUGAGACCCUCUUAGUGGACGCUGUGAAAUACCACGAGGGAGGGGAGUUAAGCGCUGAAGACACCUCGGAGAGAGAGAGGUUGCAGCGACUGGUCCCUGAAGCUGUGGAAGACGUAGGCAGCGUGUGUGUGGAUUAUAUUGAGCUGAAGAGGUGCACUGUCAGUGACCAGAAUAUGGCCCUGAGGGCCGAAGAGGCGAUGGCCUAUUUGAGUGGUGCAAAGUGGUUUAAGGUGCUGGAUCUGAGGAGUGGAUGUUGCCAGAUCCCUAUGAGUGGGGCCAACAAGGAGAAGACAGCCAUUAUAAAUUCCCUAGGAGUCUUCCGGUCCAAAAAGAUGCCACAGGGCAUAUCUGGAGCCCUUGCAACCUUCCUGCAGGGCAUGUGGACGACCAUGGGGGAUGUGGAGGCGUUUGGAGUUUUGGUGUAUGUGGAUGAUCGCUUGGUAUUUGGAUUUGCCUCAGGAGAAUAUGAAGUGAGGUCGUUGCAGGAGCAGCUGAGAACUACAGAGUUAAAGUGUUUUCUGAACACGUGCCAGGGCUGGCGAAGGUCGCAGCUCGUGAGUGACUGUCUCUACAGAAUCAAGUUUGAAAUGAAGACAGAGAGACUGGAGAAAGUUGAUCUGGAAGAAGUCAUGAGGAAGAAAAAGCUGGAGAGAAGAGCAGUGAAUACUGAACAGGAGGCUGAAGAGACUGCAGGAGCAGUGCAGGCCACGUGUUUCCGUUUGGAGAAGAUCGAACAGCAGCUACCGAUCACAGGAAUGAGGAAGAAUACAGAUUCGAUGGAUGAUGUGCUGGAUGUGUGGUACAUGCUGCCCUUUGCUGACUUUCCCUCGAUUGAGGAAGAGAUCUUUGGCCCUUUCCCCCUGAGUCAGGUGUAGUGGGGAGGGUUAGCUGUGUGCAGUGGGGGGCAUGAGUGAGAGGUUGAGAGAGGAGUUGGUAGUGGGCCCAAGGUAUCCCCAGUUGUGUCCUAGCCUGAAGGAUUUAGGUGAGGGGGUACGGAGGUCUCGGAAGGAUUAGGGAACUCCCAGAUAGUUGGCCUAUGUAGCGCCUGAGGAACAGGGCGUGAGGUUUAUUGUGUGGGGAGGAGAUGUCACUGUUUGUGCUUGAGUUACGGUGUGUUGGCAGGAAAGGUGGCGAGUUAUUUAAUAGUCAUAAGGACAUGACUUUUAUUUGGUGGGGGGAGAGUGUAAAGGGGGUUUCUUCUUUUUUCUUUGUUACUGUGUAUGUAAUCAAAAUGGCUUCUUUGUUUUGUUAAAAGUAGGAAUGCUUCUUUGUUGCGAGAGAGUGUUGGAAGCUUGUUUGUGUUAAAAUUUACUGAUAAGGUCAAUUGUAUUCCUUUGUAAACCAAUUGGGAUUAAUGUUCUUUCUUCUGAGUCUGUAAGCUAUUGUUGGUGGGCUUUUGGGCAGGUCGGCGCGAGGGGGUGAGAGUGAGAGAGGACGCGAUGCUGUAAACUGGGCGAGGAACAGACCCCAAGCGGGGGUCUGAGGCCAGGAGGUACUCGGAGGAGAGGAGACGAAGAUAGAUGUGCUUGGUUGACCACUUGGAGAGUCCUGAGCUGCGAGUCGAGGAGUUCGGAGGGGAUCGAAUGGUGGCCAGAAGACUUCAGUAAUUGAGCUCCAACGGUUGUGCACGAAGUGGUUUGGACUUUGAUAAGUUUGGCGCCUUUUCUUUAUUUUUUCUUCUUCAUGUAUACUGUAUCGUUAUUAAUCACUUGGUUAUAGUAACCUUUAUAAAUUGUUCUCAUUUAAUCGCAUAUGGUGUACUGUCUGUUUUUGGGCGAGGCGGGAACAUCACACAGCAUCCACACCAGCUGAUUACCCAGUUUGGCGGGGCCGAAGGCUGCUCCCCCUAGACGAGAACGAGCUGAGCGAGCCUGAGGCGACCCAGGGGGUUACAUUAUGUACAUUCAGUCAGUCUCUAUAUGUAUAACAUUAUGAUGCAGAGGAUUGUUCCUAUAUUUAUAUUAGUUUUGUUUUUUUAUUAUGUUCUUUAUACUUGUUAUAUUUUAUACUGCACUGGAUCUGGAGUAACAAUCAUUUCACUCUCCCUUACACUCGUGUACUGACAAAUGGCAAUAAACAAUCUUGAAUCAAAUUGAAGAGGACGAACGAUACCACAGGCAUGGGCAUUAGAACAAAGAAAUGGAAUAGAAUCAAUGAAAAACUACCCACCAGGACUGACAAACAACCAAUGUUCAAAAGAAGACAAGCUGUGCAAAUACAAAAAAAGAAACCAAACAUGGCGGCUCCACCCUGUCAUCUGGCUGUGCUAUCGAAUUUUCAUGGCAGUCUACAGCCUGGCCUGGUGCAUCCGCAGCGGCAUCCAGACCAACAGCUUCAAGUGGUUCAUUUUCCUCACCCACCUAACCUAUACCAUGCUCACUGCCUACUUCAACUUGGCAUUGAUCAAUCUUAUUUGCUGCAUAGCAUUUGGGAAAAGGAAAGAAACUCAAAACGUCAAGGAGGCCUCUUCAGCAGAGUUGUCACUCCCCAACCCAAAAUCAGCCAUAGAAGUCGAAGGCGGGAGCUCGUUGUGCGUAAAGAGGAAAGAAUUCCCAUCGCCACCUUCACUGCUGCGGCACCCCAUUAGCAUCCAGUGGGAUCUGCUCAACAUGAUGUGUGUAAUCAGCCUCUACGUCACCAUCGCUUUCUGGAGCAUUGAUUAUGUCCCGGGGCUUGUGGCCCCCGACUCCAUUAACAUCAACGUGCACGUGGUGAACUCAGUGCUGGUGCUGCUAGAGUUAGGCAUGACAGCAGCUCCCAUUCACCUCGCCCACUUCGUCUACGUCCUGCUCUACUGCCUGUCCUACAUUCUUUUCACCAUUGUUUACUGGGCGCUGGGGGGCACCAACCUCAAGGGCAAGCCAUACGUCUACAGGAUACUCAAUUACAGCAAGUCCCUGGGUGCUGCCACAGGCUGUAUUGUUGGGAGCCUCUGCGUCAUCUUGCAGCUCCUUCAGUUCUUGGUGUGGAACCUCCACCUCUUAAAGCACCACAUAUACCUCAGGCUCAUGUGCAAGGACAACAAUGUAUCACACCGUUAACCCAGCCGUACAAAACUAUUCUCUCCAAAACUAGAUCACAAAGUUGGGACCAAACCCAAAAAUGAAAGAGCAAUAACCACAUCAAACAUCGACAUGCAGAACAAUGCUUCAAUUUUAUUCUUUUGGAAGCACCCACGAAGUGAAUUUGUUUUUCCAACAUCAUUAGGUUUGCCAACAUGCUACUAUUUAACUGAUCAUGUGUAACGAUCGUUCAGUUUCUCAGCCAAUGUACAUCCAAAUCAAUAUCUGAUUUCACAAGUUGUUAUCACAAGUUGUAACAAGAUUGAAGAUCCAGGAUUAUUUGUCGCAUGUACGUCGAAAGAUAAGAGUGAAAUAUCUCAUUUGUGUUAACAACCAACAGAUCCGUGGGUGUGCUGGGAGCAGGCCGCAAGUGUUGCCACGGAUUCCAGCGCCAACAUGGCGUGCCCACAAUGGCCAGCAGAACGCAACAGGCAACAAAACAGCAACAACACAGCAAGUCCCUUUCCUCCCUCCCACCCACCCACGCACAUGCACCGUCUUCCUACUCCUGGACAGGCCUCUAGGCUCCAGCCUCCAGCAAAUAGACUCUGGCCUGCAUUCAGCAGGCUUUGACAUUCCCAAUGGAGUUGUAGUGAUUAGCAGACUCGGCUCUGGCCAACGGGCCUUAAUUCCUGGACUUCUGAUUCAUCCUCGGGCCUCAAUCUUUGGCAUUGAUCCCAGGAUAUGCUGAUCAUCGCACAUCAGGCCUCCAAAUCUGGACUCGCCAAUGAUGGGAACCUGAACAUUCUGCUUCAAAUUCCCCUGGCCCGCAGAGAACCCCUACUCUGGAACGAGCCGACAACUCACUGGCCUGGGGGAAGGGGGCUCAUCCACUCUUUGUGUCAAGCACAGUAAAAGAUUGAAUUUCCUGGAGAUUAAACCCAAAACUGUAUUUAUAAUCUCUCCAUCUGAUUUUAGACUGGCGUUGGACUUAAUAAUUGUCAUAGAGUUGGCUGCUCCCAAGAUGUUGCUGAAAUGUCCAAAUGAAGGGGCUUGAGUCAACCUAUUGACUGUCCUUAAUUGAUGGGAAUGUGUAAUUUGAGCCUUCAAGCCUGCUCAGAUGUUUAUCAAGAAAGUGGCUGACCUCCCUGUAACCCCAGCUCCACUUUCCCUCUAAAGCAUGGCAACCAUUCAUAUCCCUGUUUUUUCAAGAUUCUAGCUACCUUUGCUUUAAAAGUAUACAGAAUGUCUGUUUCCAAUGCCUGUGGAAAAGAAUUUCAGUAACAGCAAGUGAAAAAAAAAUCACUUCAUAUCUGUCUUAGAAGGAUGAUCGUGUCUUUUAAAACAGUGACGCCCUAUUUCCAGAUGCUUUUAUAGGGAAAAACAUACUCGGAACAACAUGAGAUGCUGGAGGAACUCAUGGAGUAAAGUGGGCUGUUGGGUUUCAAAUCAAGACCUCUCACUUGGACUGUUCUGGUCCAGAUGAAGUCUCUCAGCCUUAACCGUCAACUGCUCAUUUUCCUCAAAAGUGGUGCCUGACCCAUUGAGAUCCUCCAGCAUUUUGUUUGGUUUUUUAAUCAAGUUGUAGUCACCCUUCGAGAGCAAGGAACGUUUCUAUGUUGGAAGAGGCAGCUGAAGCACUCUCAAACCGCAACCCACCACAAGAACUGUUGCCAAGAAAUGUGGUCAAUGAGAGAAACGUCACCAUUGCAAACUUCUCCACAACCAAAAGUUGCAAAAGUCUCAAGAGGACCUCUGCCAAAGCAAACUGUUCACUCCCAGGAAUGUAUUACAACUGCAUUAUAUUUGACUCUGCUAACUCAUGAAUAUUGUGGGCUGGCAUGCAAACAUGCAAAGGGAAGGAGAACGAUUUUUAAUAACUUAACAUAGCUUCAAGGAUCAUGCUGCCUACUACAAACAGGAAGAAAUAACCUAUAGCCAUUGAUCCGGAUUGGUCAAUCUAUAGGUUGCUUGGUGGUCAAUGACUUCAUAUAUUUUCCCACCUGACCCCAUAUCCAAAUAUCAUAGGGUCAUAAAGAGAGCUUCAUAAAACAGGGCAUUGAGUACAUGUUGAAGUUGAAUAAGACAUUGGUGGGGCCUAAUUUGGAGUAGCGUGUGUCGUUCUGGUCACCUAACUACAGGAAAGGUAUUAAAAAGGUCAAAGCGAUGUGGAGAUAUUGGCAAGGAUUUUCCCGUGACUUGAGGACCUGAGUUAUAGGGAAACAUUGAAUAAGCUGGGACUUUAUCCCCUGGAGUGCAAGAGAAUGAGGGGAGGUCUUAUAGAGCAAUAAAGGGUAUAGAUAUGACAAAUGCAUGCAGGUUUUUCCCCUGAGGUUGGGCGAGACUAGAACUAGAGGUCAUAGGUUAAGGGAGAAAGGUGAAAUAUUUAAAGGAACUAUGAUGGGGAUCUUCUUCACUCAGAGUGUGCUGUGAGUGUGGAAUGAGCAGCCAGCAGAAGUGGUCAAUGCUGAAUCAAUUUUAACAUUGAGAAAAGUCUGGGCAGGUAUCUGAAUGGGAAAGGUUUGGAGGGAUGAGGUCUGAGUGCAGGUAGAACAUCAAACGUGGAACAUAGAACAGGAGAGUACAGUACCGGAUCUUCGGCCCACGAUGAUGUUGCCAGUCCAAGAUCAAUCUAACACUUCCCUCCCACAUAGCCUUUCAUUUUUCUUGCAUCCACGUGCCAACCUAAGAGUCUCUUAAAUGCCUGACUAUAUCUGCUCUUAGCACCACCCCUGACAGUGCGUUCCUCGCAGUCACCACUCUUUGUGCAAAAAAAGCUUAAGUACCUCUGACAUCCCCCUGUACUUUCUCCCAACCAUCUAAAGAUUAUGCCCUCUUGUAUUAGACAUUUCUGCCCUGAGAAAAGCUCUGACUUUAUCGAGGACUUUUAUCAUCCUUACUAUUGAAAAGGUACUGCUGAGCCAACUUCAUCUACCACAAUAGUAAUUGCUGUGAUGCUACCUCUACAGUAGCAUUGCAUAGCAAAUUCCAACAUUUAAACUCAGAGACAAUGAAGAACAUCAAUAUACACUCAGUGGCCACUUUAUUAGGUACCCUCCUGCUUCUGUAGUCUAUCCACUUCAAGGUUCAACAUGCUGAGUGUUCUGCCUACCACUGUUGUAACAUUUAUAUACUUGAGUUACUUUCACCUUCCCAUCAGCUUAAACAAGUCUGACCAUUUUUCUCUGACCUCUCUUGGUAACAAGACAUUUUUGCCCACAGAACUGCUACUCAUUAGAUAUUUUAUGCUUUGUUUUUUUCACACCGUUCUUUAAAGUCUGUUGUGUGUGAAAAACCGCAGGAGAUCAGCAGUUUCUGAGAUACUCAAACCACCCCAUCUGGCACCAACAAUCCUUCCUCAGUCAAAGUCACUUAGAUCACAUCUCCUUCCCAUUCUGAUGCUUGGUCUGAUCAACAACUGACCCUCCUGACCACGUCGGCAUGCUUUUAUGCAUUGAGUUGUUGUCGCAUGAUUGGCUGGUUAGAGUAUUUGCAUAAACGAGCAGGUGUACCUCAUAAAGUGGCCACUGUGUAUAUAGAUAUGCAGGAGCAGGGAGGCCAAAUCACCUCUCAGAUAAUGUGUUACCAUUUUAUCCUGUACCCAGUUUCUGGGGCAAUAUUCAUGUAUGUAUCCGUUUGCCUUCCUUUUUGUAUAUAAUAAAUAUUGUCAGCAUAUUCGUAGCAUAUAUUUAGACAUAUCAAUUCUUAAAGACAUUAAAUAUCUGUACAAAAUCCAUGUAGCUGUAAAGUAUAUUGUAUUAUUGUUCUCCCAAUCCAAGUUAUGUACUUUCUAAUAAAUAUAAUGUAUGCAUCACCUGAAGUACAGUCAGAUUCAUUAUGAACCAAGUGCAUGGGAUUGAUGGAUGGUUGUUACAUUACCCUGUCCUCCCUUUUAGCAGCAAAGAUUCAAAGUACAUUUAUUAUCAAAGUAUAUAUGCAAUAAGCAGCUCUGAGGUUUGUCUUCCCACAGACAGACACGAAAGUGAAAACCACCCGAAACCUGUUCAGAGCAAAAUGUCAAACUCCCUGUUCCCAACGGUAACAAUUCAUUUGUAAGGUGGUGGAGAAAGGGUCCUGAUGAAGGGUCUCAGACUGAAAUGUCAACUGUUUAUUCCCCUUCAUAGAUGCUGCCUGACAUGCACUUUGUGUGUUGCUGUGCAUCCUGCUGAGUUUCUCCAGCAGACUGUUUGUUCCUCAAUUACCUACUGUGUUCUGACUAGUAUCUACUACAUUGA